UGAAUGUGUUUGUUUACAUUUCGGUGAGAAGUUGGAGGAGAGACCCGGCACUGCUGCCUCCUGAAGAUUAUUAACUCUGCAUUAAUUGGGGUUUGAGCGUACGAUGAAUUUGUAAGCCAGGGAAGUGCCAGUGAAUAACAGGAGAAACAUGGAGGGAAAUUCAGAAUCCCAGGAUCUGUUGGUACAGCAGGAACCAUCAGGUGGCAAUGUGAAUGAGGCAUCUGAUGUGUCUGAUGAUUGCCACGACAGUAGUGAACAGCUUUCCCUUAGUCCAGCUGGGUCUCCAACUGAAGCCCCACCGUCCUAUAAGCCUGAGCCACAAGUGCCUGAUAUCCCCUCAUCAUCCGUCACACACGAUGCCGCCAUCGACAACUGUACAUACAACGAUACCCCAGAAAGAGAAUACUGUGAUACCAACAAUGAAGUAGGAGACAGUUAUGGUGAUGGAGAAUGUGCCACAUCCACUAAUUAUGGUUCACGUGUGGGCCAUAGUCGCGGUGCUAGCCAAGUUUCUUCUUGUGAGCCAUCAGUUUGCCGUAUGUCAGGUCGUGAUUUGUGCCAUAGCAGAGGAGCCAGCACAGAUGGUUCAACUAUGGAGGCUUACCCUUAUUCUGCUUCUGAAAGCCGACGGGGCACCUACAGUGAAGCAGGAACACUGCCUAUUGGGUCAACAAUCAUUGAAGAAAAUAUGCAAGGCUGGGAUCGCGAAUCAGAGAAAAAGCUGUCAGAUAGUGAAGAAGUAGGAACAACUUAUUCAAGGAAACUGGUAUCCUUCUGUGAUUGCUGUCAGUCAGUUCUGCGCAGCCAACAUCAACUGAGAGAACAUCCAACAGCAUUGGAAUUGAUAAAAUAUGCCUUCACUUGCCCACCACACGGAAAGGUUGGAGAUUGCCUACUAUGGCUGUUAAUUGGCUUUGCCUUCUGGGGCUGCCUGGUCUCCAUCACUGGUGAAGAGGCUCUUCCGGGUGGGAACUUUUUCAGCCUCAUUGUCCUGUAUGUGUUUGCAAUGCUGGCUGGUGAUGCUGUUAAACAUAUUGGCCUUCCCUCCCUGCUGGGGAGUCUGGUGGUGGGCAUACUGUUCAGCAGUAUACCUGGCAUUAAUGUUAUUGGGAGUAAUUUAGAUCAUUCAUGGUCUGCUGCCUUGAGAAAAAUUGCUCUGGUGAUCAUUUUGAUAAGGGCUGGACUUGGCUUGGAUCCAGUUGCCUUAAGAAAGUUAAGCUGCAUAGUUCUGAGACUGGCUUUCAUGCCAUGUAUGGUGGAGGCCUUGACUAUGGGUGUUGUUUCUAAGUUUUUACUUGACCUUCCAUGGAGCUGGAGUUUGAUGCUUGGUUUUGUGGUGGCGGCUGUGUCUCCAGCCGUAGUUGUACCAUGUUUGCUGAAACUGGGUGAGGAUGGAUAUGGUGUAGAAAAAGGAAUUCCAACCCUUGUUAUUGCAGCAGCAAGUAUGGAUGAUGUGCUGGCAAUCACAGGUUUCAGUGUUAUGAUGGGAUUAACAUUUGCCAAGGGUUCAACAACAUGGACAGUGUUGAAAGGGCCAUUUGAAAUAUUCACAGGAAUAGUAUAUGGCAUUGUAUUUGGUAUUGUAUGUUGGUAUCUGCCAUAUAGAGAAAAGAAGAACAGGGCAAUCUAUAAAUUGCUAAUGCUCUUUGGUCUUGGUGGUCUUGCCAUGUUUGGGAGUCACAAGGUGGGACUGGAGAGCUCAGGAGCAAUUGCUGUGUUGACAGUAGCCUUUGUUGCUGGUUUAGGGUGGCGUAAACCAGGAAAUGAGGAUGCUGCUGUUGGCAAAUAUUAUCGCUUCUUAUGGGAGAUCUUCCAGCCAAUGCUUUUUUGCUUGAUUGGCGCAGAGAUUGAUGUCAUGGCCAUAGAGCCAAGCACCGUAGGAUGGGGUUUACUUGCACUGAUAGUCGGACUAACUCUAAGAGUUGCUACCUCAUUCGUUGUUGUGAUGGGUGCCUCGUUUACUGUGUGGGAGAGAUUAUUUAUUGCUAUUGCUUGGCUUCCAAAGGCCACUGUGCAGGCUGCCAUUGGGUCUUUAGCCUUAGAUUACGUCCAGGGGUCUGAUAGUGAACCUGACUCAGAGGAUAUUCAGCGUGGGGUGAAGGUUGUUACUAUUGCAGUAAUGGUGAUUUUGGUGACUGCUCCUCUAGGGGCAGCUGCAAUCAAACUGACGGGGCCCAAGUUCCUUGCUAGAAAACCCUCUUCCAACUCGCAGCAAGACUCAGAAACUACAGUUUAGACCGAUUGUUAUCCCUUUUUCAGAUAUAUCUUCCUGUUGUUUUUUGUAGGGUUUGAACUCUAUUCUGCUUUCAAGAACAUGCAAACUACUAGAAAUAGUUAAAGAGGUUUCUUAUAUUUAUAGAGAAUGUCAAUUUGAAGUAUUUUUAUGAUGUUUUACAUAUUACUUCACAUGUAUAUUGGAAUUCGAUAGGAAGAUUUAAUACAGCAGCUUUUAAGCUACACCCAAUUUAUUAUUUUUUUCUUAUUUAGUUGACCAGUUGCAGCAGUUCAUUAUUACUGAGACCAAUAUUUUUGUGAUAUUAUUUUUAAUUUAAAAUUGCAAGCUUUUAAAAAGCAAAAGCACUUCAUUAGCCAUGUGCAUUCAAAAAUAAGUAAACAAAAAAUUCAUGGGGUCAUGUGUGCAUCAUCCCAGCACAUAAUUCUUAUCAGCCAAGGUCAUAAAGUCAAACAUGAAAAGUAUUUGUGUCACACUUAUAUUCCAGCCUUUAAAGGAGAACAUCAAGGACUGGUGAUUCUUAAAGAACUCUCUUGGUUUUGUAAACACUAGUUUCUUAAUCUGUUCCCUUCUCAGAGUCAGCAGUCCCUCAAACCUGCUUAAGUUUAGGCACCGAGGGAACUCAUUCAUAUUUGGCUGGAUCACAGUUAAUUUUUUUGUCCAGUUUGUGAAAUAAAGUGGCGGUGUCUAUUAAAAUUGUGAUGAUAAUAGUGCACUUGAAAAUCAUGUGGAUUGUGUUGCAUGAGUUUAGUUAUUUUCUCUGUUUUUGUGCUCUUGUCUAAAUGAAAAUUUAUAUUUUUAUGUAUUUUAUUAUUAUUAUUAUUUUUUUAUGUAUAGCUUAAAUAGCAAGGAUCAUGUUUUUUGAGGGGGGUGUUAAAGAAACAGUUCUAAGUGCCACUCGAUAUAUGAUACAUUCCAAAGCUGUGUUUUUCAUUUCCAUAAACAAACCUGUGGGAUGUAAGGAAUGACAAAGAAGAUUAGAAAAUAUUUAGACAUUGGGAUAAUUUACGGAGAUGUGCAGACUGCUGAACGAAAGUGAUCUGAAUACUUUGACUUUAUAUACAAAUUUAUGUAGAAUUGUUACAUAAUAUUUUAAUGAUUUUAUUCCCAUUAUGUUUCUCUGAUUUCUUGUUUUAAUCAAGUACAGUUAUUACCUGCAAUAAUAUGUACUUUUAGAAAAUAUAAAAUUUGGAGGGUGUGUUCACAAGGAAUUUUACAAUUAACACAUAUGACAGAUUCUUUACCCGAGUGCUUAAAGAGAUGAAGUUUUGAAUAAUGAAGUGGUUUGGGUUGCGUAUAGGUAGUUGGGAUUGGUUAUGCUGAAUUUAUUUCUUGUGAUAGAAAAGUAAAUUGACAUUGCAUAGGGAUAAAUGUCAGAGUAUGACCUAGUCACAAAUUGAUAUUUCACAAAAUAUAUGAUUGUGUGCGUGUGUGUGUGCGUGUGUGUGUGCAUGUGCAUGUACAUGUGAGUAUGCGUGUGCGUGUGUGUGUGCA
Penaeus vannamei (Pacific white shrimp) is the source of this 3727-nucleotide messenger RNA. RefSeq names its product sodium/hydrogen exchanger 9B2. Gene Ontology annotation, molecular function: antiporter activity. Gene Ontology annotation, biological process: proton transmembrane transport. The record is from RefSeq and is a predicted model, not a curated record. Lineage: Eukaryota; Metazoa; Arthropoda; Malacostraca; Decapoda; Penaeidae. Gene Ontology annotation, cellular component: membrane.